AUGGGGGAGUUGGGUUAUUUUGGGAUGAUGGUCUUUUGUCUUUUGGUAUUUAUGGGGUCAACUGAAGCUCAAUUGCAGAUGGGUUUUUAUUCUAGUAGCUGCCCAAAUGCUGAGACGAUUGUGCAAGACUACGUUAACAGGCAUAUCCAUAAUGCUCCAUCAUUGGCAGCAACCAUCAUAAGAAUGCAUUUCCAUGAUUGUUUCGUUAGGGGUUGUGAUGCAUCUGUGCUUCUGAACACAACUUCAAGCAAUAACCAAACUGAAAAGUUGGCAACUCCAAAUUUAACACUGAGAGGCUUUGGUUUCAUUGAUGCUGUUAAGAGCCUGCUGGAAGCAGCGUGCCCUGGUGUAGUCUCUUGUGCUGAUGUUAUUGCUUUGGUUGCAAGGGAUGCUAUUGUAGCCACUGGUGGUCCAUCAUGGAGAGUUCCGACAGGGAGAAGAGACGGGACGAUUUCAAGAUCCUCAGAGGCCAUGAACAAUAUACCUCCUCCAACAAGCAACUUCACCAAUCUACAGAGACUUUUUGCCAACCAAGGACUGGACUUGAAAGACUUGGUCUUGCUAUCAGGUGCUCACACAAUUGGGGUGUCACAUUGUCCAUCAUUUUCGAACCGCCUUUACAAUUUCACCGGAGUGGUGGGUACUCAGGACCCAGCACUAGACAGCGAAUACGCUGCCAAUCUGAAGGCAAGGAAGUGCAGAAGUCUUAAUGACAAUACCACCAUAGUAGAAAUGGACCCUGGAAGUUUCAGGACAUUUGAUCUUAGCUACUACACUCUUUUACUCAAGAGACGAGGUCUAUUCCAAUCUGAUUCUGCCUUGACCACAAACUCUGCUACACUGUCCUUCAUCAACCAGCUACUCCAAGGUUCACUUCAGAAUUUCUUUGCGGAAUUUGCAACUUCCAUGGAGAAAAUGGGCAGAAUCAAUGUCAAGACCGGCACCACCGGAGAGAUUAGAAAACAGUGUGCAUUUGUGAACAGCUAA
Messenger RNA from Dovyalis caffra, 987 nucleotides. Lineage: Eukaryota; Viridiplantae; Streptophyta; Magnoliopsida; Malpighiales; Salicaceae. The record is from the annotation of a GenBank genome assembly.